GUGGCAUCACAAGCCAAGCAAUUGGCAAGGAGGUCCCAGCUUGGAGGAGUGGGAACGACAUGGCAUCAACUUCAUUCCAAUGGUAUGGGGAGCUGGUGCAAAUCACUUGGACAGAGCUGUUGAAGAUGGCUUGCCCAGAGAGAAACGUGCCUUGCUGGGAUUCAACGAGCCAAACUUCCCAGAGCAAGCAAAUCUUUCUCCCCAGAAGGCAGCAUCAUUGUGGCCUUUAGUCGAAGAGUUGGCAAGGAAUGCCAGCAUCAACUAUAUUGUGAGCCCUGCCGUGAACUUUGCAGCAUACGACCCAAUCCAGUGGCUCCAAGAGUUCUUCGGAAAUUGCACCGGAUGCAAGGCGCAAACAUGCGCACACUGCAUGAAAACAUGGAUGUUCGAGAUUGCUCGAGCAAUCUCCAGCAAUCUCCAGCACAUGGAGGCCAAUCUCAUUUAG
Cladocopium goreaui is the source of this 445-nucleotide messenger RNA. The record is from the annotation of a GenBank genome assembly. Lineage: Eukaryota; Dinophyceae; Suessiales; Symbiodiniaceae.